UUCAUCUAGCACACACACACACACACGCACCCACGAACGCACGCACACCCGCACGCAUACAUGAGGUUAGGGGAGGAGCGGGGUGUUAGGCUAGGAGAGGAGAGGACGUUUUGUCGAGGUUCAAAGAAGCCAAAGCCACCCGAAGUGGAAGCAGUUCUGUCGUUCAUGCGAUAAAGAACAUUCUCUGCCAGACAGAAACCCCAACAAAGGAUGGCCUCUGCAAACACUUCCUGGUCUGAGGAGAACUUUUCAUGUUCCAUCUGUCUGGAUGUGCUCAGCAGUCCAGUUACCACACCAUGCGGACACAACUUCUGCAGGACCUGUAUUACAAAGUUCUGGGAUGAACAAGUCCGGUACAAAUGUCCUGUUUGCAACAAGGUUUUUGACACAAGACCUGAUUUACGGAUCAAUACCCUCUUAUCGGAGAUGGUUGAUCGGUUUGGAACGUCCGUAAGAGUAAAAGAGCAGCCUUCUGUUGAACCAGGAGAAGUUCCCUGUGACGUCUGUACUGGGACCCAGUUGAAGGCCAUGAAGUCCUGCCUGGUGUGUCUUAUGUCUUUCUGCCAAACCCACCUGGAGCCACAUCAGAGAGUCACAGUCCUGCAGAAACAUCGGCUGGUCAAGCCUAUGGACCAUCUGGAAGACAGGUUGUGUAAGAAACACGACGACUUUUGGAGCUCUUCUGCCAGACUGAACAGGUGUAUGUGUGUCAGUUCUGCAGAGAGACAGACCACAAGUCCCAUCCUGUUGUAACUCUAAAGGAGGAAUAUGGCGUAAAGAGGGCCGAGCUGGGGAAGAUUGUGUCUGAAGUUCAGCAGAUGAUCCAGGAGAGAAAAAUAACGAUUAAGGAGAUCAAAGAUACAGUAGAUAUCAACAAGAAAGACGCAGACAGAGAGAUAGCGAAUGGUGUGCAGGUCCUCACUGUUCUGAUGUGCCGAAUUGAAAAGUGCAGAAAUGAAUUCUACCGAACGGUUAAAGAGAAACUGAAAUCCACAGAGAAACAAGCUGAAGACCUCAUCAAAGAGCUGGAGCAGGAAAUAGAAGAUCUGACCAAUAGAAGCUUAGAGGUGAAGCAGCUCUCACACACUAAAGACCACCUCCACUUCCUCCAGGCCUUCAGAUCUCUGAAGAAUCCUCCACACACCAGGGACUGGACGACGGUGGAGGUCUGUCCUCCAUCAUUCGUAGGGACCUUGAGGAGAUCCCUCGAUCAGCUUGAGGAGACACUGAACAUGGAGAUGAAGAAGCUGCGUGAUGCUGAACUGAAGGGGGUCCAGCAGUAUGAAGUAGAUGUGACUCUGGAUCCUGAUACAGCUCAUCCCCGUCUCAGCCUGUCCAACUAUGGAAAACAAGUACAUGAUGGAGGUCUAUGGAAGAAGCUAACAGACAACCCUAAGAGAUUUACACAUUGUACACUUGUUCUCACGAGGCAGAGGUUUUCCUCAGGGAGAUUUUACUUUGAGGUCCAGGUUAAAGACAAGAGUGGAUGGUGUUUAGGAGUGGCCAGAAAAUCCAUCAACAGAAAAGGCGAGACCAUGUGGACCCCGGAGACAGGUUACUGGACUCUUAACUACGGCAGGGAUGGGUUGGUAUUUAAUGAUGACCCUUCUGUCCGUCUCCCUCUGAGAGCUGAGCUCCAGAAGGUGGGGGUGUUUGUUGAUUAUGAUCAGGGUCUGGUUUCCUUCUAUGAUGUGGAAGCCAGGGUUCAUCUCUACUCUGCUCCUGGCUGCACCUUUAGUGAGCCUCUCUAUCCAAUCCUCAAUCCACUUACAUUUGAUUUUGGUAAAAACACUGCCCCCUGAUGAUCUCCCCUGUCAAUCAAACAGACUAGGACCUUUGUUUGAUAUUAAAAUAAUCAAACAACCAAAACAACUAAUGUUAUUUCCUGAAUUAGAAUCUGUACUAUGUGAGAUCUGAGAGAACUGCUAUGAUGUUGUACUGCUGUCAUUUAACAAGGAGAAAUUAAGUGGAAGUAAUCCCUCACUAUUAUAAAUGAUAUCGUAAAUUAUUAGAUAACAUUAUAUUCUUCAUUGUCUGUUUACUCCAGCCUUUCAAAGGUUUACUGCUAUACAAUUGUUAAUGGUUGCAGUAGAGCACAGUUUUAGGAUUAAUGUGUCUAUCAUAAUCAUCUAAACAUUACUGUUAGUUUAUACUUCGGAAUCAUGAAUGACAACACAAUCAAAUGUAAAAGCACAUUUUUGAUUUCAAUAAAAAUGGAUUAAGAGCUCA
Messenger RNA from Gadus morhua (Atlantic cod), 2229 nucleotides. RefSeq names its product pyrin-like. The record is from RefSeq and is a predicted model, not a curated record. NCBI's taxonomy places the organism in Eukaryota, Metazoa, Chordata, Actinopteri, Gadiformes, Gadidae. Gene Ontology annotation, molecular function: protein binding. The transcript has 2 exons. Bases 819 to 1802 code for a protein of 327 amino acids.